This is a messenger RNA of Plasmodium knowlesi strain H, 918 nucleotides long. RefSeq names its product Plasmodium exported protein, unknown function. The coding region runs from base 1 to 918 and encodes 305 amino acids. The record is from RefSeq and is a predicted model, not a curated record. NCBI's taxonomy places the organism in Eukaryota, Apicomplexa, Aconoidasida, Haemosporida, Plasmodiidae. The transcript has 2 exons.
AUGAAAUUAUUCCUGAAAUUUUUUAUUUUUAUGCUUUCUCCGUAUUCUCUACCAUUUUUUCCUAAUAUUAAGGCUCAUUGUGCACAAUGUGGUAAAGCUCUCAACGUUUUUCAAACCUCCACUGUGCGUAUAAGUCGACCAUUAGCUUGUGAUGGAACUGAUGAAGGAAUACAAGCAGAGCGGAAAUCAGAAUCGAAUAAAUUGCUCGUUGGGCCAAAGGGGGGGGGAGGGCCCGGUGCAAAAAACACUUUGUGUGGAGUGAUUGCAGCGCCAUAUUCCAAAAACAUAGAAGGGAAGAAAACAGACCAAAUGAAAAAUGCGAUGAGAAAAUCACCUCCAAUGAGUAAUUUAAAAGUAUCACCUAUCAAAAAUAUGGAAGGGAAGAAAACAAAUCAAAUGAAAAAUGAGAUUAGAAAAUCACCACACAAAAGUGACCUCACAGAAAAACAGACACAAGAAGAUGAGGCAGGAGGAAAGUCUUGCAAACGGAAAGCAGUUUUUAAAGAAUUGUCAAAGAAUGAAAAAGGAAAUAGAGACCUGCUGUACUAUGCACUAGUUUUCUCAAUUCCUUCUUCAGUAGUUCUCCUUCUUACAGCCCUGAUUACGUAUACAGUAGUUACUACUGUAAGUAAGGCCACAACAUCGGGUAUCAUAAUGGCCUCGAUAAUCCCAAUAAUUGUAGGACUUGGCUAUAUGGGCUCAGCUUUUCCAUAUUGGCGUUGGAAAAAGGAGGAGAAAGAAAAAGAAAAAAAAAAAAAGGAAAAAGAAAAAGAAAAAGAAAAAGAAAAGGAAAAAGAGAAGGAAAAGGAAAAGGAAAAAACAGUGACUCCCAUAAAAAGUACGGAAGUGCAGAGUACUAACGAAGGAAAUACUGAAGCAGCCAAUGUACUACCGAAGAAGGGAGAAAAACAUGAAUAA